CCGAGUUCCACCAAAAGGUCGUCAUAGACCUCAUUUGGCACUUGUUGGCUCUUUUUCGCUGGGAUGUAUUCCUAAACCUUGAUGCCUGCGAUCCCUAAUCUUGUGGCCGAGGGGCCAACUUACUUAGUUCUCCAAUUGUUGCCCACGACUCCUAUUCGGUGCCCCAUCUUUUUGCAAACAACUUCUGCGAUCUGAUUCAAUCUGGACCAUCAACGACGUCGAUGCCAACCCUUUGAUCUCUCCUGCAUCUUCGGCCCCCGACAACUGUCCUUUGUUCCUUCAAUUCAAUCGGCCUACGUCUGCUACAGCCGCCACCACCCCAUGUACAAAGCCCACCAGACAUUCUAAUAUAUCCAUAAACCGUCGCAUCUCUCUCACAAGCUCGACAAGGUCCUUAACGGUAGCCUGCCAUGGAGCAAAACAAAGUGGGCGCGUACUCGAACCCAUUAAAGAAAUUCAAGCUCGUUUUCCUCGGCGAGCAGAGUGUCGGCAAGACGUCGUUAAUUACUCGAUUCAUGUACGACUCUUUUGACACCACCUACCAAGCCACCAUUGGCAUCGAUUUUCUUUCCAAGACCAUGUACCUCGAAGACCGUACGGUUCGCCUACAGCUAUGGGAUACCGCAGGCCAAGAACGGUUUCGAUCAUUAAUCCCCUCUUACAUCCGCGACUCAUCCGUCGCCGUUGUGGUCUACGAUAUCUCAUCCAAGAAAACGUUCGAGCAGACGCGGAAGUGGAUCGAUGAUGUCCGCGGCGAAAGAGGCAACGACGUCAUUGUCGUACUGGUGGGCAAUAAGACUGAUUUGGGAGACUCAAAGAGAGAGGUCAGCACCCAACAAGGAGAGGACGAAGCGAAGCGAUCGGGCGCCAUUUUCAUGGAAACCUCGGCCAAGGUCGGCCACAACGUCAAAGCUCUGUUCAAAAGGAUAGCACAAGCCCUACCAGGCAUGGACAACGAAGGCGAGAACCAACCAAACCCGCAGAUGAUCGAUGUCUCUGUGAACAACCAGAAACCGGCGGAUGAUGGCUGCGCAUGUUAGAUGGUCUGAACAACUUUGCCACUCGCCGACAUCGACGGCCCCACACUCGCUCCAGGAAUCUUUCUCCCAGAAUCACGCCCUCCUGCUGCUGGCCGUCCGUCUAAUGUCCUUUGUGCAAGGAGGCAAGGAGAUAUCGACAAGUAUUACGCCGACAUCCUUCAAGUUGAGCACAUCACAGCUCCAACCAUAUAUACCUGACCAUGCGCGGCGAAUUGGAUUCUUGGCCGGGACACUCUUACAUGUCUGCGUCCAUGAGUACCAUUGUACUUAUGAGGACCGCUAGGAGAGCAACACACGUUGGUACAGCACUUGUGAGCAAUUAGCAUAGCAUGGCGUUCUAUGGGGUUAUUAGUUGCAAUGCACCGAUUUUACAUUCGAUCAUUAUUGUUUUUCCUUUGUGAGACCAGAACUCUCGACAUGCUAUACUGUAGGAGUUGGAUGUACUCGGGUUAGCUUCGUCCUGUGUCGGUAUGUUCAUGCUCCAACCAUUUUCUCCUCGAG
Exophiala mesophila is the source of this 1541-nucleotide messenger RNA. RefSeq lists its product as uncharacterized. The record is from RefSeq and is a predicted model, not a curated record. The transcript is spliced from 2 exons. NCBI's taxonomy places the organism in Eukaryota, Fungi, Ascomycota, Eurotiomycetes, Chaetothyriales, Herpotrichiellaceae. The coding region runs from base 411 to 1040 and encodes 209 amino acids. Gene Ontology annotation, molecular function: GTPase activity; GTP binding.